AUGGCCUUCAACUUCGUCUUCAGUAUCAUACCUGCUCUUUUUCUACUGAGCUUCCUCAGUUGCGAAGUGCAGGCCCAGCUCUUAACGACAGGGUUCUACGCUCGCAGCUGCCCUAACUUGCAGACGAUUGUGAGGUUAGCCAUGGCCAGAGCAGUGGCCAUUGAACCUCGAAUGGGUGCUUCCAUUCUCCGUCUCUUCUUCCAUGACUGCUUCGUCAAUGGUUGUGAUGCAUCAGUCCUUCUGGACGACACCCCAACUUUUACAGGGGAAAAGAACGCAUUCCCAAAUCAAAACUCUCUUCGUGGCUUUGAAGUGAUCGAUGAAAUAAAGUCUCUGGUUGAGGCUUCAUGCCCUGCAACAGUGUCAUGUGCUGAUGUUCUCGCACUUGCCGCUCGUGAAGGUGUUGUUCGGUUGGGCGGGCCAUCAUGGCCGGUGGAGCUCGGUCGACGGGACUCGACCACGGCGAGCCAAAACGAGGCAAACAGCAAUCUUCCCAGCCCUGAUUCAAGCCUCUCAAAACUCAUAUCUAUCUUCCAGUCGAAAAAUAUGAGCCCGCGGGACAUGACUGCGCUCUCUGGAGCUCACACCAUUGGCCAAGCUCGCUGCGCCACCUUCCGAACCCACAUAUACAACGAUGACAACAUAAACCCCAUCUUCGCCACCAUUAGAAAGCUGAACUGCCCCGCUUCAGGGGGAGACGACAACCUGGCGCCGCUUGAGCUACAGAGCCCCAAUUUGUUCGGAGUUAACUACUACCAGAACUUGGUGGGCAGCGGGGGGCUACUGCAUUCCGACCAAGAGCUCUUCAACAAUGGCAGUCAGGAUUUAUUGGUUCGACAGUACAGUAUAAAUCCCCUGUUGUUCUUCAAUGACUUUGCUGCAGCCAUGGUGAAGAUGGGAGCGCUUAGUCCGCUCAUUGGCACCAAUGGCCAGAUCCGUUUGAAUUGUAGGAAGGUCAAUUAGCUAGCUUGAAAUAUGCUUGCCACAUGUUUUGGCAUGUGCUGCAAAAAAUUAUGAUUAUUUUAAUUGA
Messenger RNA from Phalaenopsis equestris, 1030 nucleotides. RefSeq names its product peroxidase P7-like. Gene Ontology annotation, biological process: hydrogen peroxide catabolic process; response to oxidative stress. Gene Ontology annotation, molecular function: heme binding; peroxidase activity. The transcript is spliced from 3 exons. Lineage: Eukaryota; Viridiplantae; Streptophyta; Magnoliopsida; Asparagales; Orchidaceae. The record is from RefSeq and is a predicted model, not a curated record. Bases 1 to 963 code for a protein of 320 amino acids.